Henningerozyma blattae CBS 6284 is the source of this 2349-nucleotide messenger RNA. RefSeq lists its product as uncharacterized. NCBI's taxonomy places the organism in Eukaryota, Fungi, Ascomycota, Saccharomycetes, Saccharomycetales, Saccharomycetaceae. The coding region runs from base 1 to 2349 and encodes 782 amino acids. The transcript has a single exon. The record is from RefSeq and is a predicted model, not a curated record.
AUGCCAAUACCUGCCACCCAAACUUAUUCGAUAGUUGAUGAUAAUGAUAUAGAAUAUAAUCUAUGGACCUGGUAUUUAAACAAUAUAGAAGAAAAAACUUUUCAUGAGUUCAAUGAAAUUGAAAAUAAAGAAAAAUAUAGCAAACUAAAGAAGCUAAUCGAUAAAAAAUUAUUUACCGUAACAAAUAUUAAUACCAAAAAAGUUAAAAAUAUAAUCUUUUUAACUUUACCAAAGACAAAGAACUUCCAAACCAGAGAUUCAUAUUUUUAUCUUCAAAAAUAUUUAGAAUUAAUAUUUAGUGUCCAGCAACUUUAUAUUACAAAACUACAAAAUAACACAUCUACCACACCUUCUUGUAAUUAUUGUUUGAUUAUGGAUCCAAUUUUAAAUUUUCAAAAUACAACUUUUAAAGAAUCAUAUGAUUCAAUAUUGUCACAUAUUAAAUCGCAAAAGAAUAAAAUUAAAAGAAAUAGGGAGCUAUCCACGAAAAACUCUAACUCCUCUUUAUUGAUAAGAUCGUUAAAGAAUAAAAGUCAUUACAAUAGCAUGACAAACUGCCACUCAGCGACAAUGCUUAAUUAUAGUUUUUAUAGCAAUUCAAAUAGUCGCACCACUAAUUAUACAAAUAAUAAUUCUUCUUCGAAAAAAUCGUUUAGUAUUGUAUAUCAACCAAAUGCAAAUGCAAAUGCAAAUAUAAAUGCAAGCCUCGAUGAAGAAUUAAAUAAAAUUGCAAUUUCAACACCAUCUAGUCAAUCUAUUCGUUCAGAGAAUUUAAAAAGACAUGGCUAUAGUAAUGACGAUGACGAUGACGAUAAUGAAAGCGAGGGAGAUGUAGAUUCAAUUGUAAUAGACUUCCCAAGAAGAUUCACAAGAAGCACACUACUGAGCUCAACCUCUUCCAAUAAUCAAAAUAAUUAUACCAAUACAUCAAGCAAAAGCUUAUUAAAUGUAAAUUCUCCACCCUUAUCUGAAAUUAAUUCGAUUAAUAGUUUCGAAUAUUUUGAUUCUGAAAAUGAUUCAAUGUCGCCUCUUACAAGAACUGAUUUAAAGGAUAGAACUAUCUCAGAGGUCCCAUUGAUAGGAAAAAAAGAUAAUCAAUUAAAAGUCAAUGAAGAGUUAAUUAAAACAACUUUUAAAGCAUUUUCCAAAGAGUCAAUAUCUAUUACAACUUCUAGUUCAAGUGCAAGCUCUAGUUCAUUAAACUCGGGAUCAAUUUCGACCUCUCAAUCUUCAAUUACACAUUACCAACCAAUUAUUAGAGAAUUCACUGCAGACACAGGCUCAAGGAGAAAUUCACAUUCAAGUACAUCUUCUUUUGUAAGAGCAACAAACGAUAAUGAAACAUUCCUUACCAAUACUUUUGUAAGCAGCCACAAUAAUAGUGGAAGUUCCAUAAUAAAUAAUAAGUUUAAUAACAAUAUGAAUAGUAGUAGAAAUAGCAGCACAACUACAAGCUCUUCUCAGCUUUUGAAUAUAUCUAGGCAACAUGCUACAACAUCGUUUGAAGGCAAUAUUAUACGGUAUGGAAGUAGAAGUACAGAAGAGGUUUCAUUAGAUGGUAAUAUUUAUAAUCAAACUUAUUAUUCUGAUUCAAACGUCGAUUCUGUUUCAUCGUCAUCAUCUUUAUAUCUUUCAAAGUUCAAGACUGCAGCAUCAAAUACUUCAUCCAAUUUUGAUCAAGAAAAUCGUAGAAUGAAUUUAAAUUGUAUUAUAUUGAAAAAAAUUGGCAACACUAAUGGCGAUUUUUUCACUGCCAUAAAAGAAUAUAAUGAAUUAUAUAGUAAAUGGUUAAUUUUUGACUCAACAUUCCAGACAGAAAAAUCUCAAUUGGUUAGUUUUGAUAAAUUACUGGAAAUAGCAAAAUCUUUUUCCAAAAUCUUUUUUUACUCAUACAACAAUACGGUUGUGAAAAAUGAAACUAGUUUCCAAAAUAGAAAAACUGAAAUUCUAGAUAUCAACUUAACACCAUCAACUAGUAAAGAUAAUAAUACUAAAGCGGAUGAUUUCAUAUUUUUCGAUGAUUUAAAAGAAAAGGAACUGUCGCUAGAGAUUCACGGCAAUGAAAUUGAUGAAGAUGAAAUAUACCAUGAAGAGAAAAAUUAUGCAUUAGAAGAAGAACAUCAGCAACGUGAGCUAGAGAAUCAAGGGGUUGCAAUUAAUCAAGAAACCUAUAGCUGCAGUACAAGUAUUAGUAGUAAUAGUAGCAGUAGUAACAGCAGCAGCUAUCUAUCAGACCACAAUAACAAAACUAAUGAACUUGGUACAUCGGUAGAAAGUAAUAAUGAUGAAGCUAAUAAAGAUUUCUCAAAAGAUUUUAAUCAUUUCGAAAAUGCUUCAAUUACCUCUUAA